This is a messenger RNA of Dothidotthia symphoricarpi CBS 119687, 2260 nucleotides long. Its product is annotated as D-arabinono-1,4-lactone oxidase. Gene Ontology annotation, molecular function: FAD binding; D-arabinono-1,4-lactone oxidase activity. Gene Ontology annotation, cellular component: membrane; mitochondrion. Bases 248 to 2065 code for a protein of 605 amino acids. The transcript has a single exon. NCBI's taxonomy places the organism in Eukaryota, Fungi, Ascomycota, Dothideomycetes, Pleosporales, Dothidotthiaceae. The record is from RefSeq and is a predicted model, not a curated record.
CAAUGCUAGCCAGACAGAGCUAGACAAUCGCGAAUCGUCCACCAACCCCACCACCACGUUUCCUUAAGAUCGAUGACCCUUAUGUUGUGGGGGCGAAUCUUCCCCGACUUCCAAACGCGCUGGAUGAUGUAUUGACGAAGUGUUUUGCUCGCUCCUGCUCGCCGAAUACGAGGGAGGCUUAACAACCGUACACGAGGGACUGCCACACCAAGUAACUCCCUGCAUGGACACACACAACACCACAACCAUGGCGCACUCGUCCAUGGCUAUGCUCACGAUGCCGCCGCGCUUCCAAAUAGAGCUCGACCGAACCGACCCCGAUGUCCCUCUCCGCGCCUCGCAGUCGCACAUCCACCACACGUGGGCGCGCACCUUCCACGCCCGUCCGGAGUUGUAUAUCCGACCGCAGAGCUUGGCAGAGAUACAGAAGGUUGUUACGCUCGCGCGGCGCAUGCGUCGUCGUGUGGUGACAGUGGGAUGCGCACACUCGCCUUCAGACCUCACGUGCACGUCGGCGUGGAUGGUGAACCUCGACGACUUCAAGGAGGUUUUGAAAGUGGAUACCGAGCGUCAGACCAUGACCGUGCAGGCGGGCAUACGGAUGCAUAGUUUGAACGCACAGGCGAAGGAGCAUGGGCUUACCAUGCCGAAUCUGGGGUCGAUCGAUGAGCAGUCAUUGGCGGGGGCGAUUGGGACAGCGACACACGGCAGCUCUAUGCGCCAUGGACUGUUGUCUGAUCGGGUGCAGAGUCUACGUAUUGUGCUGGCAAACGGGCAAGCAGUAAAGUGUUCGCCAUCACAGUCGCCCGAUCUCUUCCGCGCAGCAUUAGUAUCACUUGGCGCAUUGGGUAUCAUUGUUGAGAUUGAGUUCCAGAUGGUCGAGGCCAACGACAUUGAGUGGAUUCAGACGAUAAAACCUAUAGAAGACGUGCUUGCGGACUGGAACAACGGACUCUGGACAUCAGAUGAAUUCGUGCGCGUCUGGUGGCUUCCAUACAUGCGCCGAGCAGUCAUAUGGCGAGCAAGCAAGACAGACAAAGCCCACGUCAAACCUGCAUACAACUGGUACGGCGGUAGUGUCGGCUACCACACCUACCACAUUCUGCUCUGGAUCUCCCAGUACGUUCCACGCGUCCUGCCCUGGGUCGAGUGGUUCGUAUUCGGCAUGCAAUACGGCUUCAAAGAUGGCGCUAUCAUCUCCGCCGUCGAAGAACAACGCACCGGUCUGCUCAUGAACUGCCUCUACUCCCAAUACGUGAACGAAUGGAGCAUCCCCCUCGAGAAAGGUCCCGAAGCCCUCACCCGCCUCACCAACUGGCUCCACGGCGACGAAAAAGGUUCCGGCCUCCCCUUCAGCACAAAAGGUCUCUACGUCCACUCUCCCAUCGAAGUCCGCAUCGCCAACACCGUAGGCAGGGAACCACGUCCAUUCCUCGACACAUCGUUUCCCGACACGCCAUCCCUAUACCUAAACGCCACGCUCUACCGCCCAUACAAUCAAGACCCACCCUGCCGCGAACGCUACUACGAAGCCUUCGAGCACCUGAUGAAAGAAUUCAACGGCCGCCCCCACUGGGCCAAAAACUUCCAGUCCGUCGACCACACCUACCUGUCCUCCGUGUACGGCGACGACCUCGCCGAAUACACCCGCGUGCGCAACGAAGUCGACCCCGAAGGCAUGUUCCUCGGCGCCUGGCACCGCCGCACGCUCCUCCCGUCCAAGACCGAGAUGCCCAUCUUCCCGCUAGAAGAGAAGGAGGUCAUACGCCGGACGCGCAGGACGGGCGGUAUGGACUGGAUUGGCGAGCAGGCGCGCUGGUGGGACGGCGGCAUCGAUGUGUUUGAGAAGGCGGGGAGUGAGAGCGGAGAGAGCGGAGAGAGUUUCGAUUAUAUGACUGGGGCUGAGGCGGAGAAUAGUGUCUUGCUUGAGGGGCUGAGUGAUGGGUCGAUGUCUGAUGAUACGGAGCAUGGGGAGGAGGAGUUUGAGGAGAGCUCCAGUACGCAGGUUGAGCAGAGGAUUAAGGAGGGGAGUGGGAGUGGGACGGGCGUGUUUGAUAAGAUGUAGAGUUUAGACUUGGAAAAGAUUUUCGUGAAAUGUGUGGUUGUAGGAAGCUUGAUCUUUUUUCGGCCGUGCAUGCCAACUCCACGGUCCAUCUCUCCGCAUUGUUUGUAGUUUCCCUCCGUCUGACUUACAUCUUAUAUACGUUGCGGCAAAAUUCUCUACAAGUAGCCACUCGAAGUCCACGACAUUGAAUCCCCC